This is a messenger RNA of Calliphora vicina (urban bluebottle blowfly), 891 nucleotides long. RefSeq lists its product as uncharacterized. Lineage: Eukaryota; Metazoa; Arthropoda; Insecta; Diptera; Calliphoridae. The record is from RefSeq and is a predicted model, not a curated record.
AUGAAAUUCUGUAUUCUAACAUUUGUCGUAUUGGCAGCGUUUGCAGCAGUCGCCUUGGCCGAUCCAGUACCCGAACCAGCUAAAGCUUCAAGAUAUCGUGCUGCUCAAAUCAUUGAAGAUGAUGCUAACAAUGCUGAUGAGCAAGGUGUGGAUGAAUACGAUCAGUCGGAAAAAGAUGAAGUGGCUGUAAACGAUUCGUCGAAGAAAGGAGAUGCUUCCAGUGGUCGUUUGUUUAUGAAAAAGUUCCUGUUGUUCAAAAACAUGUUUGGCCAGAACCAAAAGCAACCCAUUAUACCCAUUAUUAUAACUGGAGGCAAUUCUAAUGAUGACACUGAUUUGACAUCACCUACAGUACCAUCUCCAACUACUAUUACUUCAGACAUCGAAGUACCCACUGCUACUGGCACCAUUACAUCUUUACCCGAAACCGAUACUAAUAUUGAUAUUAAUACUGGUGAAGAAGAACAAUUUCCACCAGGUCGUAUUCAACUUUAUGGUCGCGGCACGUCCGAUGAAAAUGACAAGGAGGCCCAUGAAGAGGAUGCCAUAGUCGAUCAACACACUUUAGCUGCUGCUUUGGCUGCUGGAGCUGAGGAAUAUGUUGUUACCGAUCAAGAAAUUAAGGGAACUUCCGAUGCUAAGGCUAACAGUGCUCCAGCACGUAUUAAUUUAAGACGUCGUGGUGCCAAACGUGGUCAAGUCGUGAGUGUGCGUGUACCUGCCAAAUAUCGUGGAUACUUCAAAAAUGGCCAACGCGUUAUUUUGAAGUUAUUUUGAAACAAAAGAAACCGCCCUGUUAAACGUCGCGUGAUUAAAAGACGUAACAACAAUCGCAGACGCAUCAACAAGAACAAAAACAAAAACAAACGUCGUCGCAUUGUGGUUGCUUGA